AUGUCAGCUCAAGUCAUAAGUGGGAAAGAGGUUUCGGCGCAGGUAAGGGAGCGUCUAAAGAAGGAUGUGGAGCGGAUGAAACUGGUGGAUCCCAACUUCCGCCCCGGUCUGGUGGUUUUACAGGUUGGAGACCGCGAUGAUUCGAAUCUGUACAUCAGCAUGAAGCUGAAAGCAGCAGCCGAGAUUGGGAUAAACGCGACGCAUAUGAGACUUCCUAAAACCACAACAGAAGAGGAGGUUCUUCACGGCAUCAGAGAAGUGAACGAGAACUCGUCCGUCCACGGCCUCAUCGUUCAGCUGCCUUUAGACUCGCUCCACAAGAUCGACACGGAGAAGGUCACGAACGCCGUGGCUCCAGAAAAAGACGUAGACGGGCUGACCAGCACCAACGCGGGGAAGCUGUCCCGCGGGGAUCUGGGCGACUGCUUCAUCCCCUGCACGCCCAACGGCUGCAUGGAGCUGAUCCGCCAGACAGGCGUGUCGGUGGAGGGGAAGCGGGCGGUGGUGGUCGGCCGCAGUAAGAUCGUCGGGGCGCCGAUGCACGACCUGCUGCUGUGGAGCCACGCCACCGUCACCACCUGCCACUCCAGAACCGCAGACCUGGCUGCAGAGGUGGGGAAAGCUGACAUCUUGGUGGUUGGCAUCGGAAAAGCGGAGAUGGUGAAAGGCGAGUGGAUUAAGAAGGGCGCGGUGGUGAUUGACUGUGGUAUCAACCAUGUUGCAGAUGAGACAAAACCCAGUGGAAAGCGAGUGGUGGGUGAUGUUGAGUUCAGCUCGGCCAAAGAGCAGGCUGGCUUCCUCACGCCCGUCCCCGGAGGAGUGGGCCCCAUGACCGUCGCCAUGCUGAUGGCGAACACAGUGCUGAGUGCAAAGCGUUUCCUGGAGAGCCACCAGCCCGGGAAGUGGGACAUUUCUUAUACCAGACUUAACCUUCAGAAGCCGGUGCCAAGUGACAUCGUGAUUUCUCGUUCCUGCGUGCCCAAACAUAUUGGCCAUCUGGCCACAGAGGUGGGCCUGCUCUCGGAUGAGGUGGAGCUGUAUGGGAAGACAAAGGCCAAGGUCCAGCUGAGUAUCAUCAAGCGGCUUCGAUCUCAGCCUGACGGCAAAUACGUGGUGGUCACAGGCAUUACGCCCACCCCUCUGGGCGAGGGGAAGAGCACCACCACCAUCGGCCUGGUCCAGGCCUUGGGGGCGCACAUGAAGCUCAACGUGUUUGCUUGUGUCCGGCAGCCGUCUCAGGGACCCACCUUUGGAAUUAAAGGUGGUGCUGCGGGAGGUGGAUAUUCACAAGUCAUUCCCAUGGAAGAGUUUAACCUCCAUCUUACUGGUGACAUUCAUGCCAUCACAGCUGCCAACAACUUGGUGGCCGCUGCCAUCGAUGCCCGCAUGUUCCACGAGGCCACGCAGUCCGACAAGGCUCUAUAUAACCGCUUGGUUCCACUGAGUGGAGGGCAGAGGAAGUUCUCCCAAAUCCAAAUCAACAGACUCAAAAGAUUAGGCAUCGACAAGACCGAUCCUUCGACUCUUUCCGAAGAGGAGAUCACCCGCUUCGCACGCCUGGAUAUUGAACCGAGCUCGGUCACCUGGCAGAGAGUGUUGGACACAAAUGACCGGUUCCUGAGGAAAAUCACCAUUGGCCAGUCACCAACUGAGAAAGGACACACACGAGAGGCAAUAGGAUUUAUAUAUGCCCAGUUCGACAUCACGGUGGCCAGUGAGAUCAUGGCCGUGCUGGCCCUCACCAGCAGCCUGGAGGACAUGCAGCAGCGCCUGGCCAAGAUGGUGGUAGCCACCAGCCGCGGCGGGCAGCCCGUCACCACAGAGGACCUGGUCAGCGUCUCCUUACGGGGAGGGCGGGGGGGGGUCUCCAAAAGUACGUCAGGAAUAACGCAGUGUGGCGUUCUCUGUGUGCAGGGGGUGAGCGGAGCUCUAACCGUGCUGAUGAAGGAUGCCAUCAAGCCCAACCUGAUGCAGACUUUGGAGAUCGGGUUUUUAAUGGAAGGGAAACCUCUGAAUCCACAGGGAACGCCCGUGUUCGUGCACGCUGGCCCCUUUGCCAACAUUGCCCACGGAAACUCCUCCAUCCUGGCUGAUAAGAUUGCUUUGAAACUGGUUGGACCUGAGGGCUUUGUGGUGACAGAAGCCGGUUUCGGUGCUGACAUCGGCAUGGAGAAGUUCUUCAAUAUCAAGUGCCGCUAUUCAGGCCUGAGACCCCAUGUGGUGGUUCUGGUAGCAACAGUUCGAGCCCUUAAGAUGCACGGAGGUGGACCAACGGUCACUGCUGGGAUGCCAUUGCCUAAGGAAUAUGUGGAAGAGAACCUGGAGCUGCUGAGGAGCGGCUGCAGCAACAUGAGGAAGCAGAUAGAGAACGCCAGGCACUUUGGCGUGCCGGUGGUGGUGGCUGUCAACGGCUUCAAGACGGACACCGAGGCAGAGUUGGACUUGGUCUGCGGCGAGGCCAAAGCGGCCGGGGCCUUCGACGCCGUGCGCUGCUCCCACUGGGCGGAGGGCGGGGCUGGCGCCGUGGCCCUGGGUCACGCCGUGCAGCGGGCCAGCGGCGCCCCCAGCAGCUUCAAAUUCCUCUACGAUUUGGAGCUCCCAAUCAGUGACAAGAUUCGAAUAAUUGCUCAAAAGAUCUACGGCGCCGACGAUAUCGAGCUCCUCCCAGAGGCCCAACACAAGGUGGAGCUGUACGCCAAGCAGGGUUUCGGUAAUCUUCCCAUCUGUAUGGCGAAGACGCAUUUGUCUCUUUCUCACGAGGCAGACAAGAAAGGCGUGCCUACAGGCUUCAUCCUGCCUAUCAGGGACAUCCGAGCGAGUGUGGGCGCCGGCUUCCUCUUCCCAUUGGUUGGCACGAUGCCAACGAUCCCCGGCCUGCCCACCCGGCCUUGUUUCUACGAUAUCGACCUGGAUCCUGAGACGGAACAGGUCAACGGGCUCUUCUAAGACAGACAAAGGCCUCCGCCCCUUCUGAGGCUAAAGACAGCAGCUGGAACACAGCUGCAUGCGGUCACCUCUCACAGGGGGAUGGUAACAGGUCCACCAAUGUUAAGCCGGUUUUUUUUUUUUUUUUCUCUUCUUAUUUUUCCUUCCAUUCGACAAAUUCCUGUGUGUCUCUCUGAGCCUUGAUUAACUUGGAGUGGGUAAUAACCGGAGACGCUCUGAGCUGCUUUAUCUGGUUCCUGCUCACUGAUGUGUCAGUUCCCUGAGGGUACCGGACACAUCAAUGAACAAUCAUAAUCACACAGCAGUUCCUUUCUCCUGUUUUCGUGUUAAUAAAUUAGUGGGUCACACCCCAACGGCAACAUUCGCUAACUUCACCUUUAGUGUCAGGAGUUUUUUAUGAAAGAGGCAUCCCCUCCAGUCCCCUGACUUUGAAGUGAUUUAUUAGAAUGUGUUUUCUAAAUGGAAAAUAAUUAAAGAAACUUUUUGUCUAACAGAUUUGUUUUCUAUCAGCUUGAUGGACAUGAUGUUCUGAUCCACAGUUUUUCUGUAUUUUUUAAUCUAAUGUCUUUAAAACCAUCUUGCAUUAAUGGUCAGACUACUAUUUUUGUGAAGCAAAACUGACAAAUUUACCAUUUAUUUCUACUAAUUAGCAACAAAAGACUAAAUAAAGGCUUUGAAACCGUG
Menidia menidia (Atlantic silverside) is the source of this 3630-nucleotide messenger RNA. The record is from the annotation of a GenBank genome assembly. Lineage: Eukaryota; Metazoa; Chordata; Actinopteri; Atheriniformes; Atherinopsidae.